Messenger RNA from Ornithorhynchus anatinus (platypus), 956 nucleotides. It is a transcript of the gene LSMEM2, whose product is annotated as leucine rich single-pass membrane protein 2. Bases 1 to 645 code for a protein of 214 amino acids. NCBI's taxonomy places the organism in Eukaryota, Metazoa, Chordata, Mammalia, Monotremata, Ornithorhynchidae. The record is from RefSeq and is a predicted model, not a curated record. The transcript has 5 exons.
AUGCCUGAGGAAGCUGGAGAAGCCCUGAGGGUAAACAAACUCUCCCUUGCUGCUCUAGCUGCUGCACUGCAACUCAACUCGCUGGAGGCUACAAACUACAAGGGCCACGUGCCCCCAGCUUCUGGGCAGUGCCCUUACUGGAGGGUAGCCCUGAGCCCAGGGUUUAUUGCCACCUGGGACAGGAAGGUCCCAGGGAGAAGAGAUGCCAUGCAGCCUAUUACGGUGAGUCCAGGGAGCAGGGUCCCCCUGCCCCAAAGCCAUUUGGCAGAGGUCAGCCUGCACCCCGUGGAGUCCAUCAGCGAUCUGCACAGCGGAGGCCCCCUGCAUUCCUACCUGGGUGAGGAGGACCCAGCCACCCAGCAGUGGGAGGAACUGAUGGGCGUUCUACCGCCAUCACUCUGUACCCAGGCCGGCUGCAGCCCUGCCCAAGGGCGUGGGGCCUUCCUGCUGCUCCUGGCUCUGUUGGUGUUCACUUGCCUGGCCCUUGCCAUCCUGGCUGUCUACCUGAGUGUGCUGCAGAGCGAGUCCCUGCGGGUCGUGGCCCACGCGCUGCAGGCCCAGGAGGAGAUGGUGCUGAAGUUGCGGCUGGCUAGUCUCAGCCAGUGGAGACGGCUCAAUGCCAGCGAAGCCCGAGGUCUCAGCUAAGACACCCUUCCCCCACCGGUUCCCCCACCUCCACCCAGCACAGACCGGCCGGGGCCGAGGACCUCUCCCACUUGCCUCUGCUGGGGGUGGUGGCCGCCCCACAUAUACCCUGGGUAGAGGUGGGAUUCGUGGGAGCAGAUUAGAGCCUGCUUUCGGGUUCCGGUCCUGCAAUCUAUCCCCCUCCUCCAUGCGGAGGGUGCAGAUGCCUGCCCCUCUUGCCCAUCAUCCCCCUCCCCCACCACCAUCCCUAUGCCUCUAUCCGCUUCUUGCCAUGGGUGAUUUUUGUAUAAAUAAACUGCAGACGGCCUCUG